Mus pahari (shrew mouse) is the source of this 835-nucleotide messenger RNA. RefSeq names its product chromosome 1 C19orf12 homolog (gene C1H19orf12). The transcript is spliced from 3 exons. Bases 290 to 715 code for a protein of 141 amino acids. Lineage: Eukaryota; Metazoa; Chordata; Mammalia; Rodentia; Muridae. The record is from RefSeq and is a predicted model, not a curated record.
UUUUCUGCUACUCUUUGCUCUCUUUCCGAGUGGCUUCCUUUGCCCUGCAAGUGGAGUGGGGCUCUGUUUUGGCCCUAGGAGGUCUGAAAGCUAUACCAGCCCCUGCGCGCCCCACGCAGGCCCCAGCGUUAAUUAACCAGCGGGUCUCUCCUGACAGCCCAGCCCCCGUAUCAUCUCCCAGGUCCAGGACCCUGUGGGGGAAAGGGCCCGUCAAGUCACAGACCCAGCGCAAAGGGUGAUCGAGGAGAACCUUCCAGGAACCGUUCCAGAUCCUAAACGGUCUGCUGAGAUGCCCAUCAUGGUAGAUGACGUCAUGAAGCUUCUGUGCUCCAUCUGCCAGGAUAGGAAGAUGAAAGCGGCCGUCAAGCACUCUGGAAGGGGUGCCAUGGUUGCGGGGACAAUGGCCUUCGUCGGUGGCUUGGUUGGUGGCCCACCAGGAUUAGCCGUUGGGGGCACCGUUGGGAGCCUGUUAGGUGCCUGGAUGACGAGUGGACAGUUCAAGCCUGUUCCUCAGAUCCUAAUGGAACUGCCCCCCGCUGAACAGCAGAAACUUGUUAACGAAGCCACGGCCAUCAUCAGGAACUUGGACUGGACAGAUGCGGUGCAGCUGACUGCUCUGGUCAUGAGCAACCAGGCCAUGCAGCAGAAGCUCUUGGCCAUGCUAACGACCUAUGUCACCAAGGAGCUGCAGGCUGAGAUCCGCUAUGAUGACUAGGUCCUGCCCCCUGGGGAGUGGGGCUCUCAUUUUUAGAUGACUCUGUGAAGGUGACCAGGGAAUGGGGAAACCCUGACAUGUACUUCUGUGAAACUUGUUUAUUACCAGCAUUGAUUGUAA